AUGGCGACAUUACUCUCAAGAGCCGAAAAAUCAUACAUCAUCACAUCGCUCACCUCCAAACCGCCCUUACGGCAUGACGGACGGGGACCUGUAGACUACCCAAACGGUAGUGCAAAGAUCCGCGUUGGUGGCACAGAAGUCGUCGCAGCCGUGCGACUCGAAGUCGAGGACAUCGAUUUGGAACUAGACGAAGGCCGUAUGCGAUGCAACGUUACCUGCUCUCCCGCUGCAUAUCCACAUCUUUCAGCGAACCAGCAAGACGACAUUCAAAAAGACUUGACAUCCCUGCUACAAUCUACAUUCUCUCCUACGAAAUCUCAUGAUUCAAACGGAGACUCGUUUACGAGUGUCAUGAGCAAGAGUUUGACGAUUUUGCCUGGUCGAAAGGCAUGGACAAUGUAUCUCGACGCGGUCGUACUAUCAGAUGCAGGAAACGUGCACGAUGUGCUCUUUCUCGCGUGCCGUGCAGCGAUAUGCGACACGCGUGUUCCACGAACGCGAGCGGUCGAGUAUGCCCAACCCUCAAAAGGAUCAUCAACGCGUAGAGCAGGAGAGACUGGUGGAGAAAUGGACGUAGAAGAAGAGGCAGAUAUAUGGAAAACGGCCGUACAGAGCAAACGUGCCGCUCGUGCCGCAGAUUUCGAACUCGAGGACACGGCGGAUGAAGGUGGUUGGCUCGAAGGAAGGGAGCGAUGCCCGGUCGCUGUGACGCUCAAUGUCCUGCCGACGAUGCACAUCCUAGAUGCUACACACGCAGAAGAGCAGGCUGUCCCGCUCAAGCUCGUGCUCAUCUACUCCUUUGCCACUAUAUCCACACAGAAGGAGGGCGAGUUUAUGGGCAUGCGAUUGCUGGGACCCGGACAAGUUCCAAUGGCGUAUCUUUCUGGAUUGAUACAGGAAGGAGAGACGUAUGCGAAGCAACUUGUAAGCGCGCUGAACGUGCAAAUGGAGAUCAAGUAA
Molecule: messenger RNA, 960 nt
Organism: Serendipita indica DSM 11827
Lineage: Eukaryota; Fungi; Basidiomycota; Agaricomycetes; Sebacinales; Serendipitaceae
Source: the annotation of a GenBank genome assembly